AGAAAGAAACAAAUUGGUAACACCUCCUUGUUUUCCCAUAUAUCUCUUCAAAAGGCAAAAAUGGGUGGAAAUCCUCCCUGUGCUUCCUGUAAGCUCUUAAGAAGGCGAUGUGCUAAAGACUGCAUAUUUGCUCCUUUCUUCCCUUCAGAGGAUCCCCAUAAGUUUGCUAUUGUUCACAAGGUCUUCGGAGCCAGCAAUGUCAGCAAAAUGCUUCAGGAUCUCCCUUUCCAACAGAGAGCUGACGCUGUGUGCAGCCUCGUCUACGAAGCCAAUGCGAGAAUGAGAGAUCCCGUAUAUGGCUGCGUGGGCGCAAUCUCUGCGCUGCAAAACCAAGUCCAACAACUUCAGAUGCAGCUCGCCAUGGCUCAUGCAGAGGUCCUGUGCUUUCAGAUGCAGAGCGAUUCUUCUUCCUCUUCUUCCUUGCUGAAUCAGAGGCUGGAAUUGGACGAGGGAGGAGAUGAUAAAUAUUCCAUCUUGCUGAACAAUAAUAUGGCCAUGUCCGGUGUUCCUCAAUCCAUGAAUUAUUCUGCAUCCAGCAAUGUGUUUCCGGAGUCUCUCAAGAGAGAAUCGCUCUGGAUUUAGGAAUAAAAAUUUAAAUUUUUGCUGUGUGCCAGCCAUACUAAAUUUUGGUUUAAGAGCUUCAACUUGGGAAAAAUGAAAAUAAUAUAGAAUAUGACGAAUUAAUGAAACUCCUUUUAAAACUGUAGUUAAUCUUUUUUUUGUUUUGGGUCUUCCGAGCAUCAAAUCACAGCAUGUGAGACAUUGGUCUCAUUUUUUUUAGGAUUAUUGACUUAGUAAAAAGUGUCGCUUAGUGGUUAAGAAUAAGGGAGAAAUAGUGUAUAGCUUAGGUUACUUCACAUGGGAGCUAGCUUGUUAAUAUAGCAUUGUAAAUAUUUGACAUUUGGAUCAAAUAAGCGUAAAUGUCGCACC
Messenger RNA from Phalaenopsis equestris, 930 nucleotides. RefSeq names its product LOB domain-containing protein 12-like. NCBI's taxonomy places the organism in Eukaryota, Viridiplantae, Streptophyta, Magnoliopsida, Asparagales, Orchidaceae. The record is from RefSeq and is a predicted model, not a curated record. Bases 61 to 582 code for a protein of 173 amino acids. The transcript has 2 exons.